AUGAAUGUCAGAAAGUCGGCAGCUGAUCUUCUGAGAGACAAAUACAUGUCUACACAACUAAAGAAAACAACGUCAGAGAAGAUUCAUCCAGAUUUGAAUGAACUUUAUGGUGUUGAGUAUUUAAAGCCAGAAAUUUAUUCAAAGCUGUACAGUCCCCUGUUCAACAUCCAAAAAUACAAAGACCUCGGCACUUUGCCACCUAAAUCCAUUCUUAUUAGAGGAAUUAACGGUGUUGGAAAAACUUACAUUGUCAACUGCUUUUGUCAACAUUUUCAAAUAGAUCUUAUAACAGGGUACAUUGAGACUCAAAAGGACAUAAAAGAAUUAUUUAGCAAGAGUAGAGCUAGUGAGAAAUCCAUUAUUUUAAUAGAAAAUGUUGAUACAAUUCUCAAAGAAGAUGCUCUAAUGUACCAGCUUAAUACCUGUAUAAGUGGAUUGAACUGGUGUGCCUUGGUUGUCAUAGCUCACACGGAUUCUCUCGAAAACGUUAAAUACGAUGGGGAAAUCUUUGUGAAAAUUCCAACGGCAUUUGGAAGAAAAGAGUUAUUAGACGGAAUAAUAAAGAAUAUGAAAACAAAAGACAUCGACACAUUUGAGAUUUCUCAGAAAAUCCCUGGGUUUGUCCCAAGAGAUAUUGUAAAACUUAUUUCGAUGGUUUCUACACGUGUAGUUAACCGUGCAGCUUACCAAAGUGAUUUGGAUUUAUUAAAACAAAUCAGACUGUCAACCCAUGCACAGUUUUCAACAUCUGCACCACAACAUCUGACACAUACUAGUGAUGGUCACCUGUGCGUAACAAUGGAUGACUUCACCAGCUGCAUUGACGAAUGCAAGAAUAUUACUCAAAGCAUUACUUUUGAUGAUAUUGGUGCACUUGAGAAGGUGAAGGAGGAACUAACUAUGAGCAUUCUGCUACCAUCCAGAUACCCUGAAAAGUUUAUAUCAUUUGGAAUCAGCAGACCCAGUGGUGUACUGCUCUAUGGGCCUCCUGGAUGUGGAAAGACACUCAUAGCUAAAGCAGUAAGCAAUAUGUCACACUGUAAUUUUUUAUCUAUUAAAGGACCUGAGCUUAUAACAAAGUAUGUUGGAGACAGUGAAAAGCAUCUACGAGAUCUUUUCCAAAAAGCCAAGAAUCUGAGUCCUUGCGUACUGUUCUUUGAUGAGAUAGAUUCAUUAUGUGGAAAGAGAGGAAAGAAUGAAUUUGGAAAUAGAAUUGUUAACCAAAUACUUACUCUUCUUGAUGGAAUGGAAGAUAGGGGGGAAGUAUAUUUGAUAGGAGCGACAAAUAGAAUUGAUGCACUUGACAGUGCACUUAUGCGACCAGGCAGGUUUGAUAAAAUCAUUGAAGUUUCACUGCCUGACAAAGAAGAGGCUCUCGAAAUAUUCAAGAAGUGUAUUUCCAAGGUUCCAUACGAAGAUUUUGAUUUUGAAAAUCUAGAUUUAAGUGGAUUUUCUGGUGCUGACAUAGCAGGAGUAGUCAAGGAAGCUGCAAUUAUGUGCCUUAAAGAGAAUUUUGACUCUGAAAAUUUAAAAGUUACAGAAAAGUACUUUUUAUGCGCAAUAGAAAAAACAAACAUAAUGAAAAGCACAUCAAAAAAGAGCAGAAAUAAAGCAAGAUCCUAG
Vittaforma corneae ATCC 50505 is the source of this 1623-nucleotide messenger RNA. RefSeq lists its product as uncharacterized. The coding region runs from base 1 to 1623 and encodes 540 amino acids. Gene Ontology annotation, molecular function: ATP binding; ATP hydrolysis activity. The record is from RefSeq and is a predicted model, not a curated record. Lineage: Eukaryota; Fungi; Microsporidia; Nosematidae. The transcript has a single exon.